ACAAUAAACGCGCACUUCCGUCAAAGUACACUUUAACCUCUCUACAACUUCCUUUGAUACAAAGACAAAAUGGCAGCCUACUUACAACGCAUUGGAGUAGUUAUCUGCCGCACAUUUCCCCUCGUUUUACAACGAAAUAUUCAAGCACAGAGAAUCCGUGAUUGGAAAAUAACUGCUCCAUUUCUGCACCUGAAUCUUCGUGCUUUAUCAUCAACACCUUCUGCUGAUGGCGCCGAGGUACCGUCUAAAUAUUCAAACAGACCAUGGAAAUACAUAGAAAGUGAAGAGUACAUUGAACGCUAUGGAUCAAAGCCUGUGUGGUCUAACUAUAGGAGGAACCACAAGGGGGGCAUCCCUCCUCAAAAGACAAGAAAGACCUGUAUUAGAGGUGAUAAGAUAUGCAGCAACGCUUGUCCCAUCUGUCGUGAUCCAAACAUCAUCGUCCAUUACAAGAAUGUGAACUUAUUGCAGCAGUUCAUUUGUCCUCAAACAGGAUUUGUGUAUGAUUGCACUCAAACCGGUGUGUGUAUGAAACAACAGAAACUAAUUAACAAGGCAAUCGAAACUGCUAGAGAUUGUGGUUUAAUCUUUGUCCAGUUACCUCAUGUUGAGUACUCUAAAGAAGACUACUCAAACACUCACGGUGCUGUAGCACCAACCCCUGCCCCGUUUUCUCCCAGUUCUGGAGAACUGUGGUAUCACUGGUAUGGGAGUAUAAAACCAGAUGAGCGAGAACUUGUGAGGGUCAAGCGAGUAUACAAAGAUUACCUGAAACCAGAUGUGUGAAUCUUAUUGUAAAAGAAAAGACAUUAGUCAGAGCAGAUACUGUGUAUUUUGCAUUAGAUUGAGGCAGUUGGGGAUAGACUUACGGCGAGUCCUAAAUCACAUGUAUUAUUUAAAACUCAUUUAUGGCAUUUUGUAUACUCCAGUGUCUUCCAGCCGUGUUCCUGGAGCCCCCCGACAUUGCAUGUUUCCUUAAUCAAACACACCUGAUUCAGAACCACUGGUCUCCUGAAAGCCUUUUCCUUGUUUGUUGUGAAACGGCAGUACCGCCUAUUAAACGCACUGUGCUCCUAUCCCUCACUCAUUUUCAUUCCUGUCAGAAAUUACACAUUGUGUUACUCUGACUAAAGUCUAUUUAAAUCAAAAUUUCAUCCAAAUGAGGUUUUCAUAAUGCGCAAGAAGAAAAUGUGCAUUUCCAUUCAUGCCGUUACAUUUUGUCCAGGCAAGACAAACAUAAUAUAAAAUCUCAAAUAAAACCUCUAAACCUCAA
Puntigrus tetrazona (Sumatra barb) is the source of this 1273-nucleotide messenger RNA. It is a transcript of the gene mrps18b, whose product is annotated as mitochondrial ribosomal protein S18B. The transcript is spliced from 7 exons. The record is from RefSeq and is a predicted model, not a curated record. Gene Ontology annotation, molecular function: structural constituent of ribosome. Gene Ontology annotation, biological process: mitochondrial translation. NCBI's taxonomy places the organism in Eukaryota, Metazoa, Chordata, Actinopteri, Cypriniformes, Cyprinidae. Gene Ontology annotation, cellular component: ribosome; mitochondrion. Bases 70 to 786 code for a protein of 238 amino acids.